This is a messenger RNA of Nicotiana tabacum (common tobacco), 3802 nucleotides long. RefSeq lists its product as uncharacterized. The record is from RefSeq and is a predicted model, not a curated record. Gene Ontology annotation, biological process: regulation of gene expression. Gene Ontology annotation, cellular component: peroxisome. Gene Ontology annotation, molecular function: RNA nuclease activity. NCBI's taxonomy places the organism in Eukaryota, Viridiplantae, Streptophyta, Magnoliopsida, Solanales, Solanaceae.
UUCCAACGCUCUAUAUCCUCUCUAAUCCUACGCACUCCUCAACUAACCUUACACACCAGACAACAUAAAAAGACUAAAAUUUUAGACAUCGGUACUCGCUAUCGUGCGCACUUCUCCGGCAACGGGAAAAUCGUACUUAAAUUUGUGUGUUUUUUUAAGACCAGGAAUCGUAGGAAAUGGGCGGUGCCGGCGGGAACGGGAACGGCGGAGGGGGAGGGCCGCAACAGUCGGGUACGGCGGAGUCACAGUACUCAACGGCGAGGAUUUCGGUGUGGUGGGAUAUAGAAAACUGUCAAGUACCUAGAGGAUCUGAUCCUCACGCGAUUGCUCAGAAUAUAAGUUCUGCUCUUGUGAAUAUGAACUAUUGUGGACCCGUUUCAAUUUCUGCUUACGGCGAUACUACUAAGAUCUCUCCUUCUGUUCAGCAGGCGCUUAAUAGUACUGGAAUCGCCCUUAAUCAUGUACCUGCAGGUGUCAAAGAUGCAAGUGAUAAAAAAAUUCUUGUGGACAUGUUAUUUUGGGCAGUUGACAAUCCUGCACCUGCUAAUUAUUUGUUGAUUUCGGGAGAUCGUGACUUUUCAAACGCACUUCAUCAAUUACGCAUGCGCAGAUAUAAUAUUCUUCUAGCACAACCUCAAAAAGCAUCCGUGCCACUUGUUGCUGCUGCGAAGACUGUAUGGCUCUGGACAAGCCUUUCAGCUGGAGGACCGCCUUUGACAAAUAGUGAAUCAAGUCAACUUGUAAAUAGCAGUUACGGUUCUUUAGCCACUUCAGACGCAUUAUCUACGUCAUCUAGUGAUUCCAAUCUGAUAAGCCAGGCUGUUGAUACUUUCCAUGAAAGCCCACAAGUGAAGUUUAACAAUGGGGGAAGGGGUACCGAUAAUAAACAAAAGGGUAGACCAGUUCGUAAAAGUGUGAAUCAACCCAAUAUAUCACGAACUUCAUCUACAAUGUCCGGCACACAAGAAAAUCGUAGUGCUGCAAACUUCCAUCAACCAGGAUAUGGGUAUCCUAAGCAGUUCAAUGAUUCAGUGGAGUUGCCUGGAGCUCAUAAUUCAAGGACUCCGUUCAGUGGGCCCAUAUCUGCGUCGAGCGGUGGUCCUGGUAAUCUCGAGCCUUCCUGGACAAAUGGAAACAACUCACAGAGCAGUUAUCAAAAUAAUUAUCCUCCAGUAAGGCCAAACAACCUCCCAGCAUCACCGGUAAUUCCACCUGGUAAUUUCUUACCACCUAAUUCGCAUGUGCAUCAUUCUCAACCAAUGCCUCCUAGGUCUGAUGCACAAGGCUUCUCCUCAGGCCUUCAAAUACCUAUGCCUGAUGUGGGUAAGCUAAAAAUCAGUGAAAACUCCAACAAUGGUCAUAAUCGUCCUUUUUCUCAAUCGUGGAAUGGAGAAUUGAGACAACCUCCUCAGAUUGAUAAUUCUUAUACUAACAUAAAUGGGCCUCAGAAAGGAAACAAUUUGCAGAAGAAAGCACCAUUUUACCUUGAAAAAGAGGUCAACAGGUAUACACAUCCCAGCCCUGAGAUUCCACCACCACCAUCAUCUUUAACAAAUAGCAGUAAUGGACCGCUCAACGGUGUGUGGGGAGCUCCAGGAUGCCCAAAACCUUCUGAGUAUGUUCAAGGUCUUAUUGGAGUCAUUUUACUUGCAUUGAACACCCUAAAAAAUGAGAAGAUUAUGCCUACUGAAGCAAACAUUGCAGAUUGCAUCAAAUAUGGAGAUCCAAAACACCGCAAUACUGAUGUUAAGAAGGCUCUUGCAAGCGCAGUUGAACAACAGCUGGUAGUAACAAAGAAAACAGGUGCUUGGCAAUUAUAUGUUGGUAAAAAUGAGAACAUAUGGAAGUGUGUGAACCCUAUUAGUUGUAAUCUGAAACAAUAUCCCAAAGAAGCAUGGGAUGACCUUCAGAAAUUUCUAUCAUCUUCUGCUGGAAGAGCCGCCAUAAGCUCUACUCAGUGCAGGUUUGAAGCAGCUACAGUUAUUAAGAAAAUGUGCUUAAAGGAGCUUGCUUUAGGCGAAAUACUUCAGAUCUUGCAUAUGGUUAUAAACAUGAAGAAAUGGCUUGUACAACAUCAAUCCGGGUGGCAACCAAUUAAGAUUACUCUAGCAGAGAUCGUCCCCGACUCGGGGGUCUUAGCUGCGACAUAAGAUCUGCAACAUCUGGUUAUGGACGGGAGAGAUGGCUUAUAGGUUCUUCUUAUCAGUUCCUUCAUGCACUUGUCGACUGAACUGGUAACAGAUCAAUCUGGCCCAUUUCUCCUCUUAAAGUGUCGCAAUAGAUUAAGUAGCUGUAUUUAUGUUAAUUAGAUUGUUCUGAAAUAUAUAUAGUUAUAGUUUGGCUGUUCAUCUUUUUCCUGGGAAAUAAGAAAGCAUUGUGGUGGGAGCUAUGUUGGAUGUUUUAGUAAAGCCUUCCGAGGUGUUGGGCUUUGGCUGGAAUUCUAGAAUAUCUUAAGUGAGAGAUUGCUAUCACGUGGUUGGUGCUUCGUAUUUGGGCUAUUGCUUUAUUGCCCGGUUAUUGCUUAUUGAUUAAGCCGAUCAAUAUAUGUGGAAAGUUGCUAACAGUGAUUCAGGGACUUUCCGGUAAAACUGCUAUUCAGGAACUUUUUGAGUAACAUAUGUGAGGGUAUCCUAGUUCUUAAUCAAAGUUGCUAACAGUGAGUCAGGUGCUAUCCAGCCAGCAAAGAAGUGAUUCAGGAACUCCUCGAGUAACAUAUGUGAGAAUGUCCUAGUUGCUCUUGUAUCUAACAUAGAGAUUUUGAAGCUAUGAAUCUCAGAGCAGGUAUCAGGUAUACAAUUGAGUGAGCAGGAUAAGCUUUCAGGAACUCUUCGAGUAAACAUAUGUGAGAAUGUCCUAGUUGCUCUUGUAUCUAACAUAGAGAUUUUGAAGCUAUGAAUCUCAGAGCAGGUAUCAGGUAUACAAUUGAGUGAGCAGGAUAAGCUUUCAGGAACUCUUCGAGUAAACAUAUGUGAGAAUGUCCUAGUUGCUCUUGUAUCUAACAUAGAGAUUUUGAAGCUAUGAAUCUCAGAGCAGGUAUCAGGUAUACAAUUGAGUGAGAAGGAUAAGCUUGUCUGCUUUAUAUUGAGAGCAAAACUACUGGAGUUGAAGACUCUAAAACUGUCGGAGACAAGUUAUUACGGAGCAGGUAUCAGGUAUACAAGUUGAGAUGGUUUUGCUUGGUUUAUAUCGAGGGCGAAAUACUGGAGUUAAAGACUCUGAGGCUGUUGGAGCCGAGUUAUUAUUAGACUAGUCUUUAAAGUUGUAUCUUGCAGUAUGAAGAUGUUCAGAUCUUUGUUUUCUGGCCAGAGAAUUGAAAGUCUUCUACCCUUGUGUUUCAGCAAACAGGACUAUGCGAACAAAAAUUAUGUGGCAGAUUAUGGUAUUAUGCAACUGCUAAAUGAGAGUUUGUGUGAAGACCUAAAAUUCCUUCAACCAUAUCACACUUUUCACUUGCAAUUAUGGAAGAAGUUAGAGACAAACGACCGAGUCCUUCGUCACUUCAACACAGUUGUCAUUGAAGGUUUGGUAAUCUAGUUAUGGAUUAUUCUACUUAUCAUCAAGCUGACAGCAUACAAAAAGAGUUGUAUGCUUCACCUCACUGCAUGCUUAAGGUUUCAUUCCGCCCCUACUGUUUUAAAUUAUUGUAGAUAUAUGUUGUAAUGGCUCGAACUGGAAGGAGCUCAUUUUCAGCAGUAACUUUUAAAAUAGAGCUUUCUUCGUUUUACAUUUAUUUGUUGCAGCAACUUUAGUCCUGUCUCUCUAGUUACUUGGUAAUACCAAAGAUCAUUUCCUUGAGUAUGUA